Molecule: messenger RNA, 2203 nt
Organism: Epinephelus moara (kelp grouper)
Lineage: Eukaryota; Metazoa; Chordata; Actinopteri; Perciformes; Serranidae
Exons: 1
Coding region: 1182-1940 (252 amino acids)
Source: RefSeq, a predicted model, not a curated record
CCUUCACACAAAGCCAGGCUAGCUGUUUCCCCCUUUUUCCAGUCGUUAUGCUAAGCUAAACUAAGCUAAGCUAAGCUAAGCUAACCGGCUGCUAGCUGUAGCCUCACAUGAAGUUGACACAAGAGUGGUCUCAGUCUUCUCAUCUAACUCUCAGCAAGAAAGUAAAAAGGCCUAUUUCCCAAAAUGUGUAACUGUACCUUUAAAUAACACUGUAAUUGUUAUGUUGAUUUUUUUCCUCCAUUAAAUCAAAAACAUGAAAAACAUACUCACAAUCUAACACACCCUAAAUCUGCAGUGUUCAUCUAGUUUCCUAAUAAUGAGCAUCUGGAUUUGUCAUCUAUAAAAACAGCGUGUCUGCUUUAAAAUUCUUAUAAAAAUGUCAGUGAAUCUGGAAAGUUGCAUCAUGUAAAAGCUGAAAAUGUCAAUAAACCAUCUUUUUUAGGCAUGACAACCUUAAAUCACCCCAGCUGCCACACGUGUAGGCAACGUGACUCUGUCCCCGACAGCGUUAAAGGCUGCCAGUACUUUUCACCAGUUGGACAUUUUAAAUAUUUAAGGGAGAGAUCCUAACUGAUUGGUAUAACUUCAACAUUUCAAAGACAGCGUCUAACUCUUAAAAUUGGACGUUUGGCUGCUGCUACUCUUUUUUCCAACUCAUCCAUCUCAACUGUCGUGUGGUCGAGCAAACCGAUAGAAUCUAUGGUGUCACUGUUUGGAUGCACAGAUCACCCGCAGUGGAAAAUGUUACUUAUGUAUGUAAAGCCUGCUUCUACAGGCACACAGCAUGUUAUCAGCACCAUACAUGCAGGGGGGCUUUGUUAAGUCUGUUUUGUAUUUCUGUUGAUUAACAAGGGCAAAGUUUUUAGAUUAAUUAACAAAAUAGAAAAAGAAUUGUGUCACUUGAAACGGUGUCAAAGGGAUGGUGGCGCCCUAAUUAAUGGUCAUUCUAGCCCCAGCUUUGAGUUACACAGGAGCUGCCUGUCAAACAGAUAACCCUGUUAGAGGAAUGUCACCUGCCUCAGUCUCAGGCAUGCAUGCAGCCGCUCGUGCUUGUGAAGUGGAUUUACCAACACAAUGCUGACGGACUAUUUGAGUAGCUUGUGAGUAAUAAUUUCUAUUCGAAGACAAUGCCUUUUUAAUAGUUACUUUUUUAUAUUGUGAUUUGGAAAUCUGACCAUAGGAUGGCCACCUCAAAUGCAAAAGGUGAAAAAGUGUCCAAAUUUGAGACAUUGAAACUAUUGGAGAAAUGCAGAAAGGAAAGAGACGAUGCCUUGCACAGAGAGAACGUCCUCAGAGAGAAGCUCAGACAGUAUGAGUCGAGAAUGCGUUCAACUGAGGCUCUGAAACAGAAACUCAAGACCCUGACCAUGGACAACAAAGAGCUGAGGAAACAAGUGAAGACUCUUCGCACUGAAAUUGGACUUGAGUGCAGCCCCAAGUUCAAUGGAAAGACCACAAAGGACAUAAUCAAUGACUUGCAUGAAAAGGACCGUGAGUGCAUUUCCCUGGUGGAGAAGGCUGGGAAACUGAGUCUGACCAUUGAUGACUUGACUUCAGAGUUGGCAAAUACAGUCACCUCUAAAACACUAUUAGAGGAUCAAGUGCAGUCACUGCAGCAAAAUCUCAAGGAUAUGACAAAUAAUCAGCGCCGCUUGCUGAAGCUGUGGGAAGACAAGAAGGUCCAGAGGGAGCAGCUUGCCCUCCCUGCGAUAGCUCAGAAACCUGGACAGAAACCAUUUGUCCAUAAAGCAGUUCAAACUGAGAUGUCUGUCAGUGCGUCCCAAAAGCUCCCCGUCAAUGCUUUUGAGACCAAACCAUUCUCUCGGGAAAAUGAUAAAAAGACUGUUUUGGAUAAACACAGUUUUCCAGCUUAUGGAAAUGGCUUUCAUCAUGACAAGAAAGCUUUCAUGCAUGAUGAAAGUAAAGGAAUUAAGAAUUGAUUCGCCUCAUUGACUGACAGCCUGUAGCACUCUGCGCUGACAAAGCAGAGAUACAGCAAAUAAUUACAGGACUAAUGUGUGAUAUACAUGUAAAUAUGAACAAACAAGUAAAAACUGAUACAAUUUAAACAAUGAAAAGCUGAUUAAUGGCUUGUCUUGGUGCCUUGUGUAAUUCAAUUCUGUAACAAUGCAGUUUAUUUUUAUGAGUUAGCUGUAACUUUUAACUGAAGCAGCUUUUAAAACAUAUUGUUUGUGAGCUUAUU